This is a messenger RNA of Botrytis sinoallii, 2355 nucleotides long. RefSeq lists its product as uncharacterized. The transcript has 3 exons. Lineage: Eukaryota; Fungi; Ascomycota; Leotiomycetes; Helotiales; Sclerotiniaceae. Gene Ontology annotation, cellular component: core mediator complex; mediator complex. Bases 1 to 2355 code for a protein of 784 amino acids. Gene Ontology annotation, biological process: regulation of transcription by RNA polymerase II. The record is from RefSeq and is a predicted model, not a curated record. Gene Ontology annotation, molecular function: transcription coregulator activity.
AUGGUGUUAACUCAUAAGAUCAGCGAAUUUAGGAGACAAGCAAUUGAACUUUCUAGAAGUACUUGGGUUGAUGGGGUUAAAGUUGAGCCACUUCAUCGCGCCUUAUGCAUCCAAUAUUGGUUGGAUAGAUACAAGAAAAAUGGACCACGAAGUUGGAUUAUUCUGGGAGUUCACAGUGGACGGAGGAAGGAUGGGUACCAUGAUCCUAAAACGACAAGCCGACUCUCUAUAAGAUGGUUUCGAGAUUCAAAAGAAGUCAAAGAUGUGGACAUUCCAUUCGACACGGUCAACAUCUCGGCUGAACAACUCUUGAAGACUGUUAUUGCAAUGCACGUCAAUCACAUCUUUGGUUCAACACACAGCAAAUUGGCCGCCGAACCUAUCUUUGCGAAUCGCGAGGCAUCCUUGUCACUACACACAUCUAAGACUGAGCCAAAGGAGUCUGUACUCGGUGUGCAAUUGACGGAGAGACAGCAUGUAUCAAUCACUAUAGAACCGGUCACGGGAAUUUUCAUCUUCAGUCCAGCCUCUCGAAUAAUUACCUCGUCACAGAAUAAGCUCAACAGCCUGGAUCGCGAUCCUGCAAUGGACGCGCAUUUCAACAUCGAGAAUCUUCGAUGUUUAGCCAUUUCGGAAGAGCUCACUAUCCUUGGCACUAGUGUUGGAUGGAGAAGGGCUGAAAAUCCCGGGAUAUCUAGAGAAGACCUGAAACGCAAAAUUCCGAAAGACACAAAGCAAAUCACCUGGUUUAGGAGACCUGGAUGGCAAGAGGAUUGGCUUGUUGCUGUUACGCUGGGUAUGAGUGGAGAAAGUUGGUGGUUGUUUCAAAUAUCCAAACAAUCGACGGGCGUCAAAGUCUUAACCUCUAUCCACAUACCCAUUAAAGCCGUCUCACCAACGCCCUCUUACGUAUUUAUGUCUACGCUACACAUUUUUGCAGGAGGUCUCAUAUCACAAUAUACUAAUCUCAAAGCUCUGCAUGAUAGGCGCAUUCGUCAUACUGUCCGACAGUCUGGUCUACCUUCACCCGUCAAACUUCCUUCAAUUUGGAUACAUAUUCCUGGACUAUUCCAAGCCAGGGCAAAACCAACAGCGCAUAAAACGUGGGCUACAGAUUUCCUCAAGCUUAAUUUUCAGGGGCUGGAGCCAAUUUCAAAUCUUCCAUCUCAGUCACCGAUUGAUGAUUCGCAGGCUAUUGUCCCUAAGCCUGAGCAGAAGACAGUACUGGUCACGGUUGUACGCAUGGCAGUACCUAUUCCAGCUCUUGCGGUCUUGAACGAAAAGAUAGAUAAAGAUAUUGCCUUUCAACCUAAAACAGGAGAGAUUGCUUUUAGAUUGCGGUCUCAAGUUGGCGAGUCGAUAAUUCCCGCCCUGACAGAGCGGUUAUUCCAGAUUGAACGUCUUAUCUCUUGUACUGCUGUGCUUCGUAAGCAUGAAAAUGUUAUUAAAUGCGAUAGGAUUUCACUACAAGAAAUUGCAUUUUCGUAUGGGAUGCCACCAGUAGCUCAAACAGAAUUGGUCACUAGCGCAGACAAGACAACGCCUCUUUCCUAUAAAGCAUUGGUCAGCUUAGGAUUAGUUGAAGGCAAAAUGAAACUUACGUUGGAGAUGGGUAACCCUCACAUACGUGUUUUGGAUUCUUUGGACAAAGUCUUGAAUAUUGCAAAGAGUGGAUUCGAUGCUGUUGCGACUCUUCUUCCACAAACUCUAUAUUCUUUGCGGGCUUUUGAAACAAUAGAAAAUGCCUGGGGCCCUCUUCAUGACAAAGGCGAAGUAUUCGUCGCUCCUGAUAUGCCUCAACGAACAGUCUCAUUUGAAAUCAAAAUGUGCCAUCGCAAGCAAAAACCAUGGUGGCUUGUCCGUCGUACAGAAAAGACUGAUAAGGGCGUAAGAGGGGACGCAGUUCCGGAUGAUGAAAUUGAUCUCCGUUUGAAGUCAGUGUGGGACUCCCGAGGAGAUAAUGACUGGAAGGGCAUGCGUACUAGCGCAGUUGGCCGUAAUCGUGGCAUUGAAACCUGUCUCGAAAAGAUUGAUGCAGUGAUGCGAGAUCUCUCUCCAGAAGACCUUGCAGUUCAACCAUCGCAACAAUCGCAAACGAAUAUGCAAUUACAAGCUGUAGGGCCACAAGGACAACUACCUUCGCACCCCCAGCAGCAAAGACAAUUACAAUUGCCCACGCCAGCAAACUCUCAGAAUCAUCCACAAAGUCAAGGAAGUAGCCAAGGACAACAACGGAUGCCAACUCCUAAUAUGAACAUGAAUCUAAAUAUGAAUCAGAACAUGUUGAAGAGAAAAUCUUCCGGUCAAGCCAUGAACCCUAGGGCGGCUAAGAGAGAAGUGGUAGAAAUCGAUUAG